Messenger RNA from Candidula unifasciata, 675 nucleotides. The record is from the annotation of a GenBank genome assembly. Lineage: Eukaryota; Metazoa; Mollusca; Gastropoda; Stylommatophora; Geomitridae.
AUGAUCCACUACUACCCCCACCCCCACCCACCCACACCCUCAGCAACACCCACACCCUCAACAACACCCACACCCUCAACAACACCCACACCCUCAACAACACCCACACCCUCAACAACACCCACACCCUCAACAACACCCACACCCCCAACAACACCGACACCCUCAACAACACCCACACACUCAACAACACCCACACCCUCAACAACACCGACACCCUCAACAACACCCACACGCUCAACAACACCCACACCCUCAACAACACCCACACCCUCAACAACACCCACACCCUCAACAACACCCACACCCUCAACAACACCGACACCCUCAACAACACCGACUCCCUCAACAACACCGACACCCUCAACAACACCGACACCCUCAACAACACCCACACCCUCAACAACACCCACAUCCUCAACAACACCCACACCCUCAACAACACCCACACCCUCAACAACACCCACACCCUCAACAACACCCACACCCUCAACAACACCCACACCCUCAACAACACCCACACCCUCAACAACACCCACACCCUCAACAACACCCACACCCUCAACAACACCCACACCCUCAACAACACCCACACCCUCAACAACACCCACACCCUCAACAACACCCACACCCUCAGCAACACCCACACCCUCAGCAACACCCACACCCUCCUAG